ACCAUAAAUACAACUCAUAAUAGGACCCUUAUUUCGGUAGUGCCACUCUAACAUGCCAACCUUUAUUCCUUUCCUUUUUAUAUAACAAUAACACUACUUGUACAAUGUAAUGAUGUUCUUUUAGCUUUCUGCAACCAUUUUCCUCACACCUCUACUCCCUAGCUUUUCUCAUUUUCCCGGAAAAUUCCAAGAAGAUUGAGACGAAAGUAUUAUAUUAGCAGGAUUCGGUCUCUUGUGAUGUCAUUUUCUAGCAUACUCUCAAAGUCUUAUAUCAAAUAAGAGAGCAUAGUUAUCUUACGAUUCCUGAGCCUGCAUUAUUUCAUUCUCAAAUACGUACCGUACACCCCUGAUUCUGAAUGGGGACAAAUUGUUUUAUGCUCUCACGAUAAAUGGGGAAGUUUCAUCAUAUCAAAAGCUUUAAUGGGUUUUUGUUACGGUCAGAAACAUAUGAAUGCAAAUCAAGAAUUGAACCAAAGAGAUUGGAGAUAUAGAGUUUUUUGGGUUGAUAUUUAAUGGGGUUGUUCUUUUUUUCCAGAAGUUGGUGUAUCAUCUUGGUUAUCUCCUUGUCACAAUCACUUGUUGUGAAAACUAAUACUACUGCUGCUGCUUCUUCUUUAACCACUUCUUAUUCUUCUCAUCCUCUUCAUCGUCAUGACUCUAAGUCUUUGGCCAGUUUUUUCCACGACUAUGCCUCAAAAACUGUAGUGAGAGUUACAACGGCUGUUAAUUACAAGAUUCGUCUCCCAGCUAACUUCACCGGUAUGCAACUCAGAUUUGUGAGGUUCAGGACACCAAGUUUAAGGCGCAGAGGAGGUCAAUUCGGCUCUUUUUACGUGCCACCACGAGUUUUAUCAGCCUUUCCAAUGGAAGCCAGAAGAAUAGCCAUAGUGUACGAGAAUUUAGGCAAUUGGUCUAAUUCAUACUAUAAAGUGCCUAAUUAUACGUUGGUUGCUCCUAUUAUUGGGUUCUCUGUUUAUGAUUCUCCAGCUAAAGCCCCCGGUGGCCUUGUAGUAGGCGAUGAAAGAAUCAGUCUAAGUGUCCAGCCAGGGAAAAAGCCUAUUGUGAUAAAGUUUAAGAAAAUUGACAAAGAUUUGAAAGAGUCUCCUCUAAAAUGUGUCAAGUUUAGUGAUGAUGGAAGCUAUGAAAUCGAGAGCAUGACCGUGCCAAAUCGAUGCUUUGCCACAUCUCAGGGCCACUUCUCUGUUCUCUUUUCCACCAUUAGUUCAACUACUUCACCACUACCGUCCAAGGCAAGGCACAAGGUCUAUUUGAAAUGGUGGUUGACAGGAUUCGGUGGGGGUUUUGCUGGUGUCGUUUUGCUGGUUUUGCUUUCCACUGUCGUUUUUAAGAUUGUAAGGGACAGGAGAUUAAGAGCUAUGGAGAAACAAUCUGAAUGUGGUGUGUUGUUUGACACAUUUAGUGUUGGAAAAAGUAAAAUGCCUUCUGCUCCAAUGGUUAGAACCCAACCAGUCAUUGAACAUGAUUAUGUUGCCUGACCUUUAUUUAUUUUUCAUAUAUACAUUUUGGGAGUUCUUUUCUUCUUUUUCAUUUUCAUGUGUACAGUACAUUCUUCCACACUUCAAAGGAAGAAAAGAGAAACAGUAUAUUUAUUUCACUCAUUCUAUGUCAACCUUAAUUUCUUCGUUUUUUGUAUUACUAUUAUUAUGAGACACUUUCUUAUUUCUUUAUUUUUACUAGUAUUAUUAUAAUUCUGUUCUAUUCAGGAGCCUA
Messenger RNA from Cannabis sativa, 1731 nucleotides. RefSeq lists its product as uncharacterized. The transcript has a single exon. Bases 513 to 1496 code for a protein of 327 amino acids. Lineage: Eukaryota; Viridiplantae; Streptophyta; Magnoliopsida; Rosales; Cannabaceae. The record is from RefSeq and is a predicted model, not a curated record. Gene Ontology annotation, cellular component: membrane.